Psilocybe cubensis is the source of this 2943-nucleotide messenger RNA. RefSeq lists its product as uncharacterized. Gene Ontology annotation, cellular component: cell cortex of growing cell tip; actomyosin contractile ring. The transcript is spliced from 8 exons. The record is from RefSeq and is a predicted model, not a curated record. Bases 1 to 2943 code for a protein of 980 amino acids. NCBI's taxonomy places the organism in Eukaryota, Fungi, Basidiomycota, Agaricomycetes, Agaricales, Agrocybaceae. Gene Ontology annotation, molecular function: MAP kinase scaffold activity.
AUGAAACGACAGCCAUCUCGUGCACCGUCCCCGACACCAACAGCGUUCUCUGGCAUAUCAAAUUAUCGCACGGAUUCCUACCGUCCAGUUAGGGAUGCAAAGGGUGCACCUGCCGUUCCGACCAUCGACUAUCGUCUCGUCUCAAAAACACACUACGGAGAACUCGGCAGAUAUCUGGCCAAUUAUUUGGCUUCAGCGGCCCCCAAUUCUCGAUCCAAUGCUCGAUCCAAAUUGACGAGAUUGACCAUUCAACAAUUCCACGAAUUAUCCACCGAUGUAUACGACGAACUUGUUAGGAGAAAGAAUGAACAAGAAGUUCCAUUCCUACCUGUUCGUGAAGAAUUUCAUCCCAAACGCAAUCAAGCGCGUCAAAAAUUGGCAACACUACCAACCACCCGCUUUGAGGAUCUUUCUAGUGACGUUUACUUCGAAUUGGCACGACGGUAUCCUGAAUUUAAAGAAGACCCGUCCGGGAGGGGUUCGAAUGCGUCCAACUAUGACGAUUAUCCAGCUCCAGACUUCCCAUCGAACUCUGCCCCUCGAAAUGCUGGUGGUAGCAGGACAUCUGGGCGCACUUCAACUGAUCGUGAUCGCCCGUCAGAUAGCGGGUAUGGCGGAAGUGUGUCCAGUCGAAGACCAUCACAGGAUAGGCGCAGACCGAGCGAGACAGAUUUCAACGUUGGACGGAGAAGUGAAGAUGCAUAUCGCAGGCCUGACGAUGCAUACGCUGCCAGACCGCCAGAUGAUGGCCUAUCAGCUGCCCUUGCGUCUCGCCGAAAACCCUCUCAAGAUAUCACUCGCAGGUCAGAAGACCGUGGUCGUGACUUUGGUCGGCGUCCUAGCCAGGCAACCAGUAUGACAAGCGACAGCACUGCAAUGGGUAGUACGGCACCCUCUCAAAGUACGACGGCCACUAGCGCAGUCAUUAUACCCAAUAAAAGCACAAUGGAAGAAGAAUACAUCGAUAUUCCCUAUGGACGAGAAGGUCGCGAGAGUGGGGUAACAACCAUUGAUGAUCGCGAACGAGCUGGAGACAUCGGAAGACUGGGUAAUGGCGCCGACACCGAACCCGAUAGCGCCAGUGAUUAUCCCAGCCCGAUGAGUGCAGUCACUCCACCAGCUGGUCUUGGUGGUUUGAGCGCACGUCUUCAAGGCGUUGAAGAUGAGGAUGAUAUUGGACCUGGAAAUCGCAGUGGUGAUGAAUUAUAUGAUAAGUAUGGCAGAUCUUCCGUGGAUUCAAGCCGUUCCGCUGGGCAAAACGUCAUUGGUUCUCGCAUGAUGACAAGAAUGAGCACGUCGGAGGACACCGAAAAGAUGCGUCGAGAAUAUGAAUACAAGAUCGCAACGAUGCAGAAUCAAAUUACCACUCUCCAGAGAGAUCUGGGCGAUUCCAAUGAAGCUGAGAGAAAGCGAAAAGAAAGUGAGGCCCGGGUUAGUCAACUAGAAGAAGAACUAGUGGGUUUUCGUCAAAGGGCAGAAGAGCAGAGUACUGCAAUGCGUCUAAUGCAGAAAGAACUCGAAGAACUCAAAGAAAUUCGACAGAGAGAAGCUCGUCAAGCCCAAGAAGACCGUGAAGAACUUGUCAUUUUCCGAGAUCGUUGUAACAAAUUAGAGGAGGAGAGAGAGCAUCGUCAUGGAUCGGUUGACUCAGAAGGCGUGGAACAGCUGCGAAGCGACAUGGAGGGUCUUUUGGAAGAAAUCAAUGAGCUUGCGCGACGAAACGAUGAAUUGAUGACUGCGAAGGAAUCGGAUAAUGUAUUGAUUCGUGACUUGGACAACCAAUUGAAAGAAUACAAGCGCAAGUACGAACAGGCGAAGACAGAAUUGCGCGGCAUCAAAGCGACCUCGCAACUAUUCCUACAAGCACCUAGAUUUGACAAGGGUGAAGACCAGUUGCCUAUGGCUUCUGAUGGCGGCGUUCAGGACAUCCACGUCACGGCAUUCUUGUCUGCCAUUGAUAGUCUGCUUACCGCUGGACGUUCCAAUGCCCCAACCCGAGUCCUGACCCCGAUGAAGGCAGUGGUAAAUGCCGUCACAAAUAUCAUUGAGGAUGUUAAAACAUUUGAACGUCGAUCCGCCAAAGAUCGAGGUGACGUAGAGCUCGACACUCUCCAGUCAUUGCGGGACAGGGCAGAAGCAACACUUAGCAAUCUGGUUGCCGCAACGAAAACACACGCGUCAAGUUCGGGAAUGUCUCCUGUCAGCCUUUUGGAUGCAGCAGCUAGCCAUGUUUCUGUUACCAUCACUGAAAUUGGCAGAACUAUUUCUAUCCGUAAGGCGACGAAAGCCGAGCAAGAGCAGGCAUCGUAUAAUUCAUAUGCAGGCUCAUCAAGUGGCGGCUUUUCACCUUCACUUCGGACGGUAGACGAGACACGAUCGAGCCAUCAACGAAAGGCAAGCCAGGCUUCGUCCUCGGGACGUGGGGGACGAUUUUCUGAGUCUGGGUCGCCUCCCAGUCAGAGGUACAUGGGGAGGCGGCCGCCUUCAGAAAAUUCGAGCUCUGAACAGACGAACUCCCCGCCUCCUAUAUUUGAUACACACAGUCACUCCGGCGGCGUUGUGAGUGACGACUCGGCGCAGGCUGAUGGUUCAGAAGACGCAUGGGCCGAAUUGAAGCCUUAUCUCGAAGCGCAAACCGAGUCCAUCGUGUACGCAAUUCAAAGCGUUCUUUCCGGUGUUCGAAGUCCUACUCCAUCGCCUGCCUUAAAUGAGAACCUUACUCAAAUCAUCACAAUCGUAUCGAGCAUUGUCGCUGUUUGUAACGACAACCUCCCACCAGCGAGCGCACAGCAAGGCAAAGAGAUUUUGAAAGAGCUUGCAGAGCAAGCGAAUACUCUUAGUGAAAUGCAAGCACUACCUGAAGUGACGAAGGAGUCACGGCAGAUUAUGGCCAAAUCAAGUUUCGCCAUCGCAAACGCCAUGAAAGGCCUGAUGAAACUGUGA